Molecule: messenger RNA, 1732 nt
Organism: Aphis gossypii (cotton aphid)
Lineage: Eukaryota; Metazoa; Arthropoda; Insecta; Hemiptera; Aphididae
Gene: SCCRO
Product: DCN1-like protein 1
Exons: 5
Coding region: 225-1037 (270 amino acids)
Biological process (GO): protein neddylation; positive regulation of ubiquitin-protein transferase activity
Cellular component (GO): ubiquitin ligase complex
Molecular function (GO): ubiquitin conjugating enzyme binding; ubiquitin-like protein binding; cullin family protein binding
Source: RefSeq, a predicted model, not a curated record
CUUUUGUUACUAUUUACUAUUUUGUUAUAAAUUUGCAAAUAUUUGUAAGCUACAAUAUUUUCAUGUACUUAUCAGUGUAUUGUUUAAUAUCAUUGUAAAUUCCGAUUGUAAUUAAUAACAAAAAUAUGUCAAAUCGUGAAUUAAAAGUAUCGAGUACUUAUAAUUUUUCGUCAGUUUUAUGUUGCAAGAUAUAACUUUAAUUUAUUGUCUAAAAUUAUUUCGAAAUGAACAAAUUAAAAUCAUCUCAAAAGGAUAAAGUGAAAAAAUUUAUGACAUUCACACAAACAUCUGAGAGUGUUGCAAUUUUCUGUUUAGCCAAAAAUGACUGGAAAUUAGAACAAGCGUCAGAUAACUUUUUUCAAAAUCCACAUGAAUAUGAAACUGUAAAAGUCAACACCCAAUUAGGUUUUAUAGUUGAUAAAAGAAAGCUGGAAUCUAUGUAUAAUAAAUAUCGAGAUCCAGCUGAACCAAACAAAAUUAAUGUUGAAGGUGUUAUGCGUUUGCUAGAUGAACUCAAAUUACCUCCAGACUCAAUAUUAGUGCUCAUAAUUGCUUGGAAAUGUCAAGCAGCAGCUCAAUGUGAAUUCACCAAACAAGAAUUUUUAAAUGGAAUGAGUAAAAUGGGGUCUGAUUCAAUAGAGAAAUUAAAAAUUAGAUUACCAAUUUUAGAAAGAGAACUUUCAGAUCCAUCAAAAUUUAAAGAUUUUUACUAUUUUACAUUCAAUUAUGCUAAGAAUAUAGGUCAAAAAGGUCUAGACCUCGAUAUGGCUAUUACUUACUGGAACAUUAUUUUUGUGGGCCGAUUCAGGUUCCUGGAUCUAUGGUGCCAGUUUCUUAGAGAACACCACAAUAAAUCAAUACCUAGAGAUACGUGGAAUCUUUUAUUAGAAUUUGCUUGUGUCAUUGAUGAAGAAAUGACAGAUUAUGACCAAGAAGGAGCAUGGCCAGUUCUAAUAGAUGAAUUUGUAGAAUGGGCUAGGCCUAUAGUCUGUAGAAAUAAAUCAACUCAUAUUAUAAGUGAGACCAGAUUAUUGUAAAAAUGAAUGAAUAUCAUCAUAUACAUAUGUUUAUAAAUUAUAAUAUUGAAAAUGUUGAUUCUCUGUUUUAAAUUUGUUCGAGGGAGAAUAAUGUAUGACUGCUCUACUAAAAUAUGUACCAUGGGAAUAUUUUUAAAACAUGUUAUUUAAUUUUUAUAGCCUAAAUUAUAUUAACAUUGUAUUCAUUAUCUUUUAAAAAAUUUGAAUUUAAUAAUUAUUGUGUUAUUAAAGCUUUAAUGAAUGAAGUAUUUAGGUCUCAUUGUUUGUUGAUAUAGAUUUUAAUAUUAUAGGUUGUUUGUAUACAUUUAAAUAAUAUACAUUUUUGGUUCUGGCUUUGAACAAUUAUUACUUAAUUGUAAAUUAUUUUAACAAUAUAAUAUAGUUAUGUAUUUAAAUAAAUAGAAUAUGUAUUUCUUAGAACAGAGCAUCUAUUUGACAGAAAAAAAUUAAUACAAUCGAUUAUAAUUAUUAUUGUUAAAAGCCAUUUACUUUUACUAAUGACAUUAAUUAAUUAUACAAUUUAGGUACAAAGAAGAAAUAUAAUGAAUAAUGUAUGCAAUACUAUAAAAUAAUUUUUAUUAUGUUUAAAAUGUUCAAAACUUAUUAAGGGUACUGCUAUUAGUGUAUUUAUACAUUUUAUUAUUUUAUGUAAAUUGCAUUAAAGAAUACACACAAGGAAUCGAUAUAAUACUGUA